Messenger RNA from Venturia canescens, 2801 nucleotides. RefSeq names its product lysine-specific histone demethylase Su(var)3-3 (gene Su(var)3-3). Gene Ontology annotation, molecular function: oxidoreductase activity; chromatin binding; transcription factor binding. The coding region runs from base 140 to 2533 and encodes 797 amino acids. Lineage: Eukaryota; Metazoa; Arthropoda; Insecta; Hymenoptera; Ichneumonidae. The record is from RefSeq and is a predicted model, not a curated record. The transcript has 13 exons. Gene Ontology annotation, biological process: positive regulation of transcription by RNA polymerase II; negative regulation of transcription by RNA polymerase II. Gene Ontology annotation, cellular component: nucleus.
AUUAGAUUGAAGCGUCCGCGAGUUUCGAUGAAUUUCGUGUUGAGUUUUCAGAGCCGGUGGAUGAAUCGAAAUAAACAACGUAACAAACAUACAAGGGAUUAAAAUUUAUCUUGAUAAUUAUAUCGUAAAUAUUUAAAAAAUGAGUCGACGAAAAAGGGCAAAGGUUGAGUAUCGGGAAAUGGAGGAAAAGUAUAACCAACUGGAGGACGAGAACGCCUCUGACACUUCGGAAAAAUCGAAAACUGGCGUCGGGACGCCAGAGAAAAAAAUCCUGGCCGAGCCUCAGAAAAUUGUUGAGGUCGCUCCGCCUCCUACAGCAAUGCCAACUUCUUCUGGAACUAAACCAGAACCAAAGGAAGAAGAAGAGCAGGAUAGUGAUCACGAAGAUCCACAUGUGAAAGAACUACUCAAUGGGUUGGAAGGAGCAGCAUUUCAAAGUCGUCUUCCUUUCGACAAGCUCACUUCUACCGAGGCGGCAUGCUUCCCUGAUGUUUCCUCUGGUCCACCGCAAACACAGAAAGUUUUUCUUCACAUAAGAAAUAGACUGCUACAAUUGUGGCUCGAGAAUCCCAAGCAGCAGCUUAUCAUAGAGAAUGCUUUGCCUGCGAUCGAACCGCCUUACAAUAGUGACAGUGUACUUACUCGGAGAAUUCAUGCCUUUCUUGAACGACACGGUUUCAUUAACUUUGGAGUUUUCAAGCGUCUCAAGCCAUUGCCUAACAAAAAAUUAGGCAAAGUAAUAGUUAUUGGAGCAGGAAUAGCUGGUUUGGCUGCUGCACAGCAGAUGCAGCAAUUUGGCCUGGAAGUUAUAGUUCUAGAAGCACGCGAUCGUGUUGGAGGAAGAAUAGCCACGUUCCGAAAGUCUUCCUACAUUGCAGAUUUGGGAGCGAUGGUUGUCACCGGUCUUGGUGGCAAUCCUGUCACAACACUCAGUAAACAAAUUAAUAUGGAGUUACACAAAAUACGCCAAAAGUGCCCUUUGUACGAGAGUGACGGCCAAACUGUACCGAAAGACAAGGACGAAAUGGUCGAAAGGGAGUUCAAUCGUUUGUUAGAAGCAACUUCGUAUCUCUCGCAUCAAUUGGAUUUUAAUUACGUCGGGAGUGCUGGUUCCGGUGGACAAGGAGGCAGCACGAGGCCCGUUUCUCUUGGACAAGCACUCGAGUGGGUUAUUCGUCUACAAGAGCAGGGUGUCAAACAACGACAAGUUGCACACUUACGAUCAGUCCUUUCGCUUCAAGGAAGACUCAUAGCUAAUCAGCAUAGAAUGAUCGCUAUAAAAGACCGUUUGGCCGAGUUGAACAAACAACACAGAGAAAUGUCCGAGAGUAAACUUCAGUCUCGAGACAUAACUCAAGAAUUCGUGUUGCGUUCGAAACUUCGCGAUCUUCACAAUGCUUGCAAGGAAUGGGAUCAGCUCGCUGAGCAGCAGAAGGAAAUAGAAGCGAAGCUGCAGGAAUUGGAAGCGGCUCCGCCGAGUGACGUGUAUCUCUCGUCGAAGGACCGUCAAAUACUAGACUGGCAUUUUGCAAAUUUGGAGUUUGCAAACGCGACAUCGUUGUCGAAUUUGAGUUUGAAGCACUGGGACCAGGACGACGAUUUCGAGUUUACUGGGAGUCAUCUAACCGUGCGUAAUGGCUACUCGUGCGUCCCGGUCUCACUCUCCGAGGGAUUGGACAUCCGAUUGAAUGUCGCAGCAAGAGCGGUGCGUUACGGCGUCAACGGAGUGGAAGUGUGGGCCGCACCUUCUCGCAGUCCCCACGCCAAUCCGACUGUCCAUAAGGCUGAUGCAGUUCUCGUGACACUUCCUUUGGGAGUACUUAAAGCGUCUGCGCCACCCUCCGCGGUGGCAUUCAAUCCUCCGCUUCCAGACUGGAAAGCCCAAGCAAUUCAGCGACUUGGCUUCGGCAAUCUUAACAAGGUUGUAUUGUGCUUCGAGCGUAUUUUUUGGGACCCGACUGCCAAUUUGUUCGGACAUGUCGGUAGUACAACUGCCUCUCGGGGCGAGCUCUUCUUGUUCUGGAAUUUGUACAAGGCACCUGUGCUACUGGCGCUUGUUGCUGGCGAAGCAGCCUGCGUCAUGGAAAAUGUUAGCGACGACGUUAUUGUUGGCCGUUGCAUUGCAGUGCUCAAAGGAAUUUUCGGCAAUCAGGUAGUACCGCAACCGCGGGAAAGUGUCGUAACAAGAUGGCGGGCGGAUCCUUGGGCUCGAGGAUCUUACAGUUUUGUGGCGGUAGGAAGUUCCGGAAGUGAUUACGAUCUCCUAGCAGCUCCGGUAGCUCCACCAGCGCCACCUAAUCAACCCCCAGGAACUACGCCACCUCAGCCGAGAUUGUUCUUUGCCGGGGAACACACGAUACGAAAUUAUCCUGCAACAGUACACGGAGCAUUCCUCAGUGGUUUGCGCGAAGGUGGACGUAUAGCUGAUCAAUUGUGUGGAAGUCCUUACGCGCCACCAAAUGUGCCGAAUUCUGGUGCGACGACGACUGGAAAUGCGACGGCGACGGCGAGUUCCGCGACCGUGACUUCAUGAUAUGAUUUUAUUCCUUAACCUACGUAAUUCCUUGACCAGUCGUAAUAAGAUUGUCGAUUUAUCAUUUGUGUGUGAAUUAUAACGGCGAUGAUGCCUAAAAAAUUCGUCUGAUGCACGAAGACUUUGACUCCUCACUUUAGUAUUCGAAUGAAAAAAAAAAAAAAAAAAAAAGAAGAAAACGAACAAAAAAUGAACGUGUAAUUACGAAUGAUCGCAUCGGCUCUCAUUAUUUCAUCCUAUGAAUAAAGAAUCAUUCUAUUUCUUCGUA